UUGACUUUGAUGCAAGAUGCAUCCUCGAAAGUGGAAGAAAUGGAUAAGAGGGUGGCGGAAUAUCAAAAAGUAAUUGAAGAUCUCGAGAAACAAGUGAAAACAAUGCAGCAGGAGCGCAGCGAAAUGGAAAUGACUCUGGCAACUUACAAGCAAAAAUGUGCGGCGUUGCAACAAGAAUUGGAUACAUCGGAAACGGUGCAAAAGGAUUUCGUUAAGCUUUCACAAAAUUUGCAAAUUGAACUUGAAAAAAUUCGACAAGCAGAGCAGGUAAUAUGGCAUUUCGCGGUAUACAGGUAG
Gongylonema pulchrum is the source of this 297-nucleotide messenger RNA. Lineage: Eukaryota; Metazoa; Nematoda; Chromadorea; Rhabditida; Gongylonematidae. The record is from the annotation of a GenBank genome assembly.